AUGGGCAACUGCUGCGUGACGCCGAACGGAGCCGCCGACGCCGGCGGCGGCAAGAAGCACAAGGAGACCAAGGAGCCCAAGCAGAAGAAGGGCAAGAAGCCCAACCCCUUCUCGAUCGAGUACAACCGCUCGGCGCCGGCGAGCGCGCCGAAGCUGGUGGUGCUGCGGGAGCCCACGGGGCGGGACAUCGCGGCGCGGUACGAGCUCGGCGCGGAGCUCGGGCGCGGCGAGUUCGGGGUCACCUACCUCUGCACGGACCGCGCCUCAGGGGAGGCGCUGGCCUGCAAGUCCAUCUCCAAGAAGAAGCUCCGCACCCCCGUCGACAUCGAGGACGUGCGCCGGGAGGUGGAGAUCAUGCGCCACCUCCCCAAGCACCCCAACGUCGUCACGCUCAGGGACACCUACGAGGACGACAAUGCCGUGCACCUCGUCAUGGAGCUCUGCGAGGGCGGGGAGCUCUUCGACCGCAUCGUGGCGCGGGGGCACUACACCGAACGCGCUGCCGCCUUGGUCACACGCACUAUCGUCGAGGUCGUACAGAUGUGCCAUAAGCAUGGAGUGAUGCACAGGGAUCUCAAACCAGAAAAUUUCUUGUUUGCGAACAAGAAAGAAUCAGCGGCCCUUAAGGCCAUUGAUUUUGGCCUAUCUGUAUUUUUCACGCCAGGCGAACGGUUUACUGAGAUUGUUGGAAGUCCUUAUUACAUGGCUCCAGAGGUGCUAAAGAGAAAUUAUGGCCCAGAGGUUGAUGUUUGGAGUGCAGGAGUGAUUCUGUACAUUCUUCUUUGUGGUGUCCCUCCAUUCUGGGCAGAAACGGAACAGGGUGUUGCUCAGGCAAUUAUCCGAUCUGCCAUUGAUUUCAAGAGAGAUCCAUGGCCAAGGGUGUCUGAUAACGCCAAAGACCUUGUCAGAGGAAUGCUCAAUCCGGAUCCGAAACGACGAUUGACAGCUCAGCAAGUGCUUGAUCACCCAUGGUUACAGAACAUUAAGAAGGCUCCAAAUGUCAAUUUGGGUGAAACUGUUAAGGCCAGACUCCAACAAUUCUCUGUGAUGAACAAGUUCAAGAAGCAUGCACUUAGGGUCAUAGCUGAGCAUCUUUCGGUAGAAGAGGCUGCUGACAUAAAGGAUAUGUUUGAGAAGAUGGAUCUUAACAAGGAUCAAAUGCUUAGUUUCGAUGAGCUGAAGCUUGGUCUGCAUAAGUUUGGUCACCAAAUGCCUGAUGCAGAUGUUCAAAUACUAAUGGAAGCUGCGGAUGCUGAUGGAAAUGGGUCCUUGGAUUAUGGAGAAUUUGUUACAUUAUCUGUUCAUCUAAGAAAAAUUGGAAAUGAUGAGCAUCUGCAUAAGGCAUUUGCAUACUUUGACCGGAACCAGAGUGGUUAUAUUGAAAUCGAUGAACUCCGUGAGUCAUUAGCUGAUGACCUUGGACAAAAUCAUGAAGAGGUUAUCAAUGCCAUUAUCCGUGAUGUAGACACCGAUAAGGAUGGCAAGAUAAGCUACGAUGAGUUUGCGGCGAUGAUGAAGGCCGGAACAGACUGGAGGAAAGCAUCGAGACAGUAUUCGAGAGAGCGGUUCACCAGCCUGAGCCUUAAGCUGCAAAAGGAUGGAUCGUUGCAGAUAACGAGUACGCGGUAG
Messenger RNA from Miscanthus lutarioriparius, 1629 nucleotides. The record is from the annotation of a GenBank genome assembly. Lineage: Eukaryota; Viridiplantae; Streptophyta; Magnoliopsida; Poales; Poaceae.